CACACCCACCUCAGCAGCCGCAUUUAUGAAUUAAUGAAGCGUUUAAUCUCUAUAAUCCUAUCGACCGUUUAUUUGGUUGGUGCGUUUGGCGAAAACAUCUCCUUGAAAAAGGAUUUCUCCGUUCAACCAGGUGGGAGGACGUAUUCUACAACAAUUGAAAGAGAUGGUAUAAGUUGCACUUUUACUUAUCAGUGUCAGGGUGGAACGAAUGAGAAAUGGCAUAUGAUGCUUUCGAAAAUUAGGGAUGAUAAUGGUUACGGUUGCGUCGUGGAACGCUCUGGUAGCAAAACAAGUUACAUUUUCUUCCAAAGCUUUAAGCUAGAAGUAAAACCAUCAGUAGAAGCUCUGGCGGCAUCGGCAUUUGGCAACAAUGACCAACCGCUGUUGCUGGAGGAGUAUACUUUCGACAAAAACCAACGUUCGGGUAAACCUCGUAUUUUUAUGUAGAGAAAUGUGGUCAAGAAAUCUGAAGCAUUUGCGGUCUAGAAUGAUAUCGUUUUCUGCGAUUCUGUAUCACAUAUUUGUAGAAUUUGGAAAGAAUAAGACGAAACGAAAAACACUAACAAAGAUUUUUUGACAUUUAUUGUAUCCAUUGUCUUCGAAUGUUUUACAACCGAUAAUAUAUAAUGUUUAUGACAAAAGAAAAGCAAAAUAUACAAUGUAGUUGCAUAUUUUUAUUGGGCAAUGAUGUGUCGAAUGAAAUGAAAGAUAACAUACAUAGAUGUUGGGACAAUAACGAUUUUCGGAAAUUGGUGGAUUGGUUAGAGUUAUUCAAAGGCUAGCUGUUAGUCGGAUGAAUACAUUAGAUUCGUGUUGUGGUGAAAUAUUGAGUUUUUCAUUUGGUCGAGUGAUAGUAUGAAUACAACUUUGGUUUAUCUUAAUACAACACCCUAUCACACUUUGUACUAGUAGGGAUGUUAGUAGUGUGAUGUUUAUUUUAGGCGUAAGAAUUAUUAAUAACUGGAUUUAGGAACUAGGCAGAAGGAUUACCAUUUGCGAGAAGAUGACAGUUUAUCAAUGAGGUAAGCUAAUGAAACGAUGUUUAGAAAAUUUUAUAAAACCAUGGAGUG
This is a messenger RNA of Heterobilharzia americana, 1070 nucleotides long. NCBI's taxonomy places the organism in Eukaryota, Metazoa, Platyhelminthes, Trematoda, Strigeidida, Schistosomatidae. The record is from the annotation of a GenBank genome assembly.